Messenger RNA from Hemibagrus wyckioides, 2760 nucleotides. RefSeq names its product PR domain containing 13 (gene prdm13). Gene Ontology annotation, molecular function: protein binding. The record is from RefSeq and is a predicted model, not a curated record. The transcript has 4 exons. Gene Ontology annotation, cellular component: nucleus. Lineage: Eukaryota; Metazoa; Chordata; Actinopteri; Siluriformes; Bagridae. The coding region runs from base 191 to 1918 and encodes 575 amino acids.
GCUCAAAUACACCAAGUCACAGCGCGCGAGGACGCCAAACUCAUCACACCCAAGUCUCUCUGUGUAUGCAUGCAUGUAUGUGUGUGUGUGUGUGUGAGAGAGAGAGAGAGAGAGAGAGAGAGUGUGUCCCGGGUUCGGUUCUGGUUUCCUCUCCCGCUCCCACACAGCCCUGAUAUCCCACAUCUCAGCCAUGCAGGCGAACAGAACUUCCACCUCCAUCGGCGUGUUCGCGGACUGCAGCAUCCCCGCGGGCGCGCGCCUCGGACCCGUACCUGGAAUCUUCCGCCUAGGGAAGUGCGUCUCAGACCGGAAGGAAGUCGGAAUUAAAAAGAAGGUGCGGCUGGUCAGAGGGGAGUUUGUAGAUGAAUGCGGUUCUGCAGUCACAGAUUGGAUUUUAUUAAUCCGAGCAGCGAGGAACAGCCAAGAGCAAAACCUGGAGGCUGUGUCGGAUUUACCUGGCGGACAGAUAUUUUACCGCGCGCUCAGGGAGAUCCCGGUCGGAGAGGAGUUGAGUGUUUGGUACUCCGAGGUUCUGGCUCAGUGGUUCCACAUCCCCACUACUGCAACACCCACACACGACGAGAGAGGUGAAGAGCGCUACAUUUGCUGGUACUGUUGGAGAAUUUUCCGAUAUCCAAACACCCUCAAAGCACAUGUGCACUUUCACUGUGCUCUGAGCUACGCACGAACUCCCAUCAGUCACGAGCACGCGCCACGAGGACCUCCAGACAACACCAACUUCAGUCGCUCACCCAAGUCGGGCGAUAUCCCCAGCGGCGCAAGCACCUCGCCCUUCACCAACAAGGCAGGAGCAGCAACGGCGGGGUUACAGAGGCGAGCCAGCCAGGAGGACCAGGACCGGGCACUGGACAUGAGCGUGACCUCAUCAUCUAGACACCACCAUGGCCUGAUCGGCGGCGGCUCCUGCGUGGCGUUUCAGCCUGGCACUCGCUCGGCUUUUAUCCCCGCAGGAAUCGGCAAAAUGUUCCCUUCAGCCGAAGAGUCCACAAAUGGAGAUACGAAAGCAGAUACGGCACUUGGCUUCAAUAAACUCGCUCAGGUCUCGAAGGCUAGUCGCACUCCUGUCGACUCCAUGCCUCGAGGGUUUUCAUUAUUAUCUCAUUUCGAGGAGACCUCGGCUUUCAAGCACGUCUCUCCCAGUACUCGUUAUCCUCACGUUCCUCCCGGUUUCCCCUUUGAGCGCUUCUCGUUACCGCCGUCUUACAACGGAGACUGUAACAGUGUUCCUCUAGUGCCAUUCACUCUUUAUAAUGGAGAGCUGCUUUACAGCUCGCCCUACUACCCGCUAAAGUUCCACCUCCUCCGCUACCCAGACUCCGUUACCUCCUACUUCGGUGCUCCGGCUCUUGGGCCAGACGUGAACCCCGCACGCAGCCCGGUGGACAGGGAGAUGGCUCUACAUGUGGAGAAAUCUCGAGUCAGACUAGACCCCCUGCCGCCUGUGACACACGCUCACGCUGCAGCGGUGACGGGAGCGAACACGGUCAUGGGCAAACCGAGGAAGGGUCACCUGUGUCUGUACUGUGGGAAGCUCUACUCACGGAAGUAUGGACUAAAGAUCCACAUGAGAACACACACGGGCUACAAGCCGCUCAAGUGCAAAGUGUGUUUCCGUCCUUUCGGCGACCCGAGCAACCUCAACAAGCACGUUCGCUUGCACGCUGAGGGAAACACACCUUACCGCUGCGACUACUGCGGAAAAGUGCUGGUCCGACGGAGAGACCUCGAGCGCCACAUCAAGUCCAGACACCCGGGUCACCAGGGCCUGAAAAAGAGAUCGGUGGAGGAAGAAGAGCACGCUGAUGACCGCACCGAGGAGCCAAAGAGCGACGAGGACAGUGACGUAGAUGUGUGCUUUACAGAUGAACAGAGUGACCAAGAGUCCAGCCAAAAAUAACCACUGACUCUUUAAUGGACUUGCUGUUUAAAUUUAUAGUGAAUUAUUCACUACACAACACACACUCCCAUCGUUCAGCUACGAUACACACUGGUGUAAAUUUAUUAAACGAGCCACAGAACAAUUCUACAGUCACAUGAUGUUCCAGACCUGUGUUCAAAAUACAUCCAGCUCACAGCGUCCUGCACUGAUGGACUAGAAGCAGAGUGCACACUUAUUAAUUAGCCCUUGAUGACUUCCCCUAUCCACUUCACCCUUAGUUAAGAGCUUAUUUAUUUUGCUUGAUUAAGCCACACCUCUUUUACCCAUAAUUCAACUAAAAGUGAGGGAUAUUCUCAGCCUUAUUCGGGUAAAUCUGUUGAAGCGUUUCCUGCUGCAGGGCAUUAUGGGAUUUUCUUCACUUGUAUUUUCUUUAGUAAAUAGGACGCAGCUGAAAUCUGAUCCCUAACCCUGAUCCUCGAUCACUCAAUAGAAUUUAAGUAUACUUUUUGAAAAAGUGUGGAACAGCAUGCUGGAUUUCUUCUGAAUUCUGAUGACAGCUUUUAGGAUUAGAAUUAAAUUGUAGAGUUAAUGUCCCUGAAUCUGGAGCUGCACUUUAUAGAAACAGUAAUCUAUAACACUGGUGUAAAAAGUAUUUCAUUUUUUAUACAUCACUUCCUCUUCCUCUUUCUCUGGUUCUAAACUUCCUGUUUUUUAAAAGGAUAUUGUGAGUGUCCUCAGACUCUGUCUCCGUGUCCUAGAACAGUCUGUUUGCACUUUGUCCCCUCAGAUGUGUGUCCUGCUUCAGGUACAACUUCAUCAUUAACAUUAUUAUUAUUAUUAUUAUUAUUAUUAUUAUUAUU